Messenger RNA from Rhagoletis zephyria (snowberry fruit fly), 705 nucleotides. NCBI's taxonomy places the organism in Eukaryota, Metazoa, Arthropoda, Insecta, Diptera, Tephritidae. The record is from RefSeq and is a predicted model, not a curated record.
AUGGCCAACGGUGCAAUCGGCGGACUGGGCGCUGCCGCCCACUCGCCCAACUCGCCCACCAGUCAGCAGAACUCGGCGGCGGCAGCGGCUGCGGCGGCCGCCGUCUACGGGAGCCACCCAGCGGCGGCCAUGUUCAUGCUGCCCACGCUGAACUUCACCGUGACCCAGGUGGCGGCCGUCUGUGAGACGCUGGAGGAGAGCGGCGACAUUGAGCGACUGGGCCGCUUUCUCUGGUCAUUGCCGGUGGCGCAUCCGAACUGUGCUGAGCUGAACAAAAACGAGUCGGUCCUGCGCGCCCGGGGACUGGUCGCCUUUCACACUGGCAACUUUCGCGAGCUGUACCACAUUCUGGAGCAUCACCGCUUCACAAAGAGUUCGCACUCCAAACUGCAGGCCAUGUGGCUGGAGGCACACUACCAGGAGGCAGAGAAGCUUCGCGGCAGACCGCUCGGUCCGGUGGACAAGUACCGCGUGCGGAAGAAGUACCCACUGCCGCGUACCAUUUGGGACGGCGAACAGAAGACGCACUGCUUCAAAGAGCGCACUCGAUCUCUCCUCCGUGAAUGGUACCUCCAAGAUCCAUAUCCUAACCCUACUAAAAAGCGCGAACUCGCACAGGCCACCGGUCUCACGCCCACACAAGUUGGUAAUUGGUUCAAGAAUCGCCGUCAACGUGAUAGAGCAGCCGCCGCCAAGAACAGGUAG